Messenger RNA from Pieris macdunnoughi, 2124 nucleotides. Lineage: Eukaryota; Metazoa; Arthropoda; Insecta; Lepidoptera; Pieridae. The record is from the annotation of a GenBank genome assembly.
AUGACUGCCGACGUUCAAAGCAAGGCGAAAAUGCCGCAUCUAUCAUCUGAUAAACAGCUUACUUUUAUAAAAUUAGCAGUUUUAUCAAUGGCAGCAAUUUUGUCAUUUGCGACACGUUUGUUUUCGGUGCUACGAUUCGAGAGCGUAAUCCACGAAUUUGAUCCGUACUUUAACUACAGGACAACUAGAUACCUUACAGAGGAAGGAUUUUAUAACUUUCAUAAUUGGUUUGAUGACAGAGCAUGGUAUCCUCUAGGCCGAAUUAUUGGUGGUACCAUCUACCCUGGCCUAAUGUUGACAUCAGCAACAUUAUACAAUAUUAUGCAGUUCCUUAAUAUAACUAUAGAUAUAAGGAAUGUGUGUGUCUUCCUUGCACCUUUCUUUUCAUCAUUAACAACUAUUGUUACCUACUUGCUAACGAAGGAGCUUAAGGAUGAAGGUGCUGGCCUGGUUGCUGCAGCAAUGAUAGCUAUUGUACCAGGAUACAUAAGCCGUUCUGUAGCUGGUAGCUAUGAUAAUGAAGGGAUUGCUAUAUUCUGUAUGCUUCUAACAUACUACUUCUGGAUCAAAGCUAUUAACACUGGUACUAUUCUAUGGGCUACUAUGACAGCUCUUGCAUACUUCUACAUGGUAUCAUCUUGGGGUGGGUAUGUAUUUCUCAUCAACCUGAUACCUCUUCAUGUACUGGCACUAAUCAUGCUGGGGCGUUUCUCCUCGCGAGUGUAUGUAGCAUAUAGUACUCUGUACUGUGUAGGGACUAUACUCUCAAUGCAGAUCUCCUUUGUUGGCUUUCAACCAGUGCAAAGUUCAGAACAUAUGUUGGCUCUUGGAGUAUUUGGCUUAUGUCAACUUUAUGCCUUCACCCAGUACUUGCGUGAGCGCUUAUCUCCGCAAAAUUUUGAGUUAUUAUUCAAGGCAUUAGUUACUACACUACUGGCUACACUUGGUACAGCCACAGUGCUGUUUACAGUGACAGGAAAAAUUUCACCGUGGACUGGUAGAUUCUAUUCCCUUCUCGACCCCUCGUAUGCUAAGAAUCAUAUUCCUAUUAUUGCAUCUGUAAGUGAGCACCAGCCUACAUCUUGGUCAUCGUUUUACUUUGACCUUCAAGUGCUAGUGUUUCUGUUCCCUGCUGGUCUGUAUUUCUGUUUUACUCGCAUCACCGAUGCUAACAUAUUCAUCAUCUUAUAUGGAGUGCUCAGUAUAUACUUUGCUGGCGUUAUGGUUCGUCUUAUGCUAGUGUUAGCUCCAGUGAUGUGUAUAGUCUCUGGCAUAGCGGCAUCGAGUUUGUUAAGCCUUCAUGUGAAAGACAUUGAGCCAAAGGUCGACAAACCAGAAAAGAAAAAGAAACAUGAAAAUAAUUUAGUAUUUAGAUCAGAGGUUGGCGCAUUGUUCGUAUGUGUGUUGGGAUGUUUGUUAGUGUCAUACGUGUUCCACUGCACCUGGGUAACGUCAGAGGCGUACUCUUCACCCUCCAUAGUAUUGUCUGCGCGUGCGCAUGACGGGGCCAGGAUCAUCUUUGACGACUUCAGGGAAGCUUACACUUGGCUGAAGAUGAACACGCCAGAGGACGCCAAAGUGAUGUCUUGGUGGGACUAUGGGUACCAGAUAACGGCUAUGGCUAAUCGAACGGUGAUAGUGGAUAAUAAUACGUGGAAUAAUACGCACAUAUCACGAGUCGGACAAGCUAUGGCUUCCACAGAGGAUAAGGCGUACGAAAUAAUGCGAGAAUUAGAUGUCGACUAUGUACUUGUUAUAUUUGGAGGGCUUGUGGGAUAUUCGUCUGAUGAUAUCAACAAAUUCCUUUGGAUGGUUCGUAUCGGGGGCAGUACAGAUCGCGGUGCGCAUAUUCGCGAAGCCGACUACUACACGCCCAGUGGGGAGUUCCGGAUUGAUGCUGAUGGAUCUAACACGUUACUAAAUUGCCUCAUGUACAAAAUGAGUUACUACAAGUUUGGACUAGUUUAUACUGAGGGUGGCCGACCUCCUGGCUUUGACCGUGUCCGCGGAGCAGAGAUAGGCAACAAAGACUUCAAUUUGGAAGUGCUAGAAGAAGCCUACACCACUGAACAUUGGCUAGUUCGUAUAUACAAAGUCAAACCUUUGCCUAACCGGGGUGUUUGA